AUGGCGCGAUCGCCUGCGGGUGCAACCUUCCUGGGUCCUGCUGUGCUGGCAGUGGCCUGUUUCUAUGGUGAAGCCCAUGGAUCAGUGAAGCAAAUCGGCAGUUUCUGCCUGGGUUUGUCUCUGGUCUUAGCUCUGAUAUGGGUCUACUCUUUCUGGGCCCUGCAUGUGGCCCGGCCCUUGGCACCUGUGAAGAAGCAGAUCAGCGCCAGCAGUCGGAAGGUGUCCUUGGAAUGGUCGGCCUCUGAUGAUUUCGAAGACUUCGCCCCGCUGCUGGCGUUGAAACAGCUCGACUUCACAGGUGAAAAUAUCACAGGCGCACUGGUCCAGGAACUGCGACUGGAUCUUGAAGCCACCCUUCAAGCUGGAAGCCACGAGCUGAAGAUUUCGGAGAGAACUGGGCUUCAGCUCAAUGUCACUGACAAGAUGGCCAAACAGAAGUGCAAACUCCUCUUAGAAGCGAAACCUCCGUCGCCUCAACACGAGGCUGUGGCAUCUUCCCUUCUUUUUCACCUGCCGGGGAUUCAGCUUCGAGGAGUGGCGGGCGCAUUGGAUGGACUCUGGGAGCUUUGGGCCAACCAAGGUGCACCCACUGCUUCCAGCUCCAUGGGCUCAUGCCUGCGGUGGAUUGCGGUGCUCCUGCUGCAGUUGCUGGAAGUAGCUCUGCCCAUCUCACUGCACACCGUGGAAGGUGCAGCAGUUGGCCAGGAGUUCUUGUUAUUCUUUACCGGUGCAGUUGGCUUUAUCCCUUUCGAACGAGUUCAUUUGCCAGCCUUUGUCCUUCCGCGACUUCAUGCUCCACUGUCAGGGCUGUUAUCUGCCAACCCGCUGGUGGGGCAACGGAUUCGCAAGUCUGCCAGCCCUCCAGUAGCGCAUCCAGGCCUCUUGGCUGCUUGGAAGUUUUCUGCCGAUGUGAGCAUCCUCCCGUUUGGUUUGGAUGUGAUGCUGCGUAUGCGCGAUGGUUCCAUCUCAGCUUUUCAAGGUAUGCUACUGUCGGAGGACAGCUUACGUGCCAGGUGCGAAAGUUCAGGGUCAUUGGACAAAGACAAGCUUAAGAUUGAGGUGGACUCCUUCUCUGUGACUUCUGCAGGAGCCGGAGAUGGAAGGGAUAAGGGCAUUGGCGGAUCUGCCAGCAUUGAAGUUGGCCUUGGUAUUGGAAUGUUCUUCACACAGAAGUCUCCCAAAGUCUCCCUGCCCGAUCUUUUCUUCUCUGCUGCCUCUGGUCAUGCGCUUCGCCCUGGGUCCCUGGAUUUCCGCUGCAAGGUGAACUUGGCUCAGAACAGUGAGCUGCCUGAGCCUUUGCGUGUGACCUUCCGGGACGAACACCCGUUGAUGCUGGGCAGUGCCAAUGUGGCGGCACGUUUGCAGCGCCUGGCCUUGAAAGGCAGCCUGUCACUGCAGCAGACUUUGCCCAUGCAGCGGAAGAGAGACCUCCUGCAGCUACCGCAGACCAAUUUGAGUUUCGAGACCUCCUUGGAAUUAGAAGAGGAGACUUCUUUCAUGGACGAUGGCUUUUCAACGAUCCGUUUUCAAGGUGUGCAAUGUAGUGCAGAGGGUCGGCUAUGGUCUGAAGGGCAAGAAUGCCUCAUGGCCAAAGCCUUGGUCCAGGCCUCUGGUUUCAUCGCCGCACAGUUUCGGGCAGCAUCGCUGGUGCAAGCUUUGAUCGAAGCUGAAACGGCAGCCGCGCGACUCAGUGGAUCGUCCCCCAACAAAGGCCAGUCGGAGAGCACUGGAGAUGAGGAAGGACAGUACACCUCCGUGCGUGUUGGCGACGUUUUGCAGGUGGAUGUGGGUGGCUCGGCGAAAGUCAUUGGCCAUGCACAGCUCCGGUUGAACCCCACGGAGCCAAAGGAGCCCGUGCUCGAGAGGAGCUUAAGUCCAGUGUCGCGGGGACGAGUGGAGGCUGAAAAGCUGACGGUGGCAGACAUUGCUGACGACGAUGGUUGCGAAAGCAUCGAGGGCGAGGAUCGCAUGCCACUGCUGCGUGUGUCUAUUGCUGGGUCAGAAGCGAGCAUUGAGAUGGGCGAGUGCCGGGCGCAGGUUGGUGAUUUGGCCUUGACUAUUCCAAAGGCACAGAUGAAGGUAGAUGCGAUUGAAGCAGAAAUCAACGCUGAAGGCAUUGGACAGACGCACUUGCGACUGACAUGGGAUGGCUUGGGGCAGCCUUUGCUGCAGCACACAGCCAAGCAGCGUAGUGUGCUCUUCCCGCAGCCUCCCAGUUCGUCUGGCCUGAAAGUGGAGAUUGGUGACAUGGGUCAAGUGGGAAUCGCCUUGGAUGAUGAGCCAGACAUGGCUGCUUGUGGAAAUAGGCUUCUGGACGAUGAGACAUGGUUUACUCCCUUGCUGGAGUUGGCAGCCAUCCUCAACUUGGAGGCAACCACUAAGAGACUGCUGAACUUCGCACGAGUGGUUCGGAACGUCAUGAGAAGUGAGGACAUCACUGAGCCAAAGGAUGUAAUCCCCACUGGCCGAAUGGCUCGCGUCAUUGCCAGGAUCUUGCAGGAGAUUGGCACAGACGGGCAGCACGUGGCCGACGCCGAGCCCACGAGACUUGAACAAGACAUCUAUGGCGUGGUUGAAGGGGCGGUUGGCGGCAAAGGCCUCGAUGUGACACGGAUCACGCGGCUGCUCUGGGAUCAUUUGCCUUCCGAAGCGUGCAGCUUCGUUCAGGAAUACACCGCUGAGGUGGAUUUCGCCAUCAAGUGGUUUGACUCAGUGCUGAAGCCCACCGAGCCCACAAGUGGUCCAGACCCUGGAAAGGCCACCGAAGCACCUCCGUCGCAGAAGUUCCGUCGGGAGCUGCAGGAGGUGGCGCCCUGUGCUUCCAGGCUCUAUGAAGCGGUCGCUCGGCCGGGACAACUGUCCCGCCAGGUGGAGGAGCAGCUGCUGCGCGCAGCCCCGUAUCUCACAGGCAAGCAGGUGGAGCACUUGCUUCGACAUGCCAAUGUCGGGGUCACUUUGAGGCAACGUCUGAAGUUCUUGCUUGGCUUAAAGCGGCGAGUGGAGAAAGUCGCGCAAGGCUAUGGUGGCCCGGCUUUUAUGCCUCAAGGCAUGGCGGUGGGGUUCUUCCUGGCCACAGCCAUCCGUGCGUCCUUCGCCGGAGUGGAAAAGACUGCAUCCUCCCAGAGGUUGCUAUCGCGGUCGACUGAGGAGCCCAAGAAGGCCUCCACACGUUUGGCGGGUGUCUUGCGUGAGCAGCGUGCUGUUGCGCAGGAAUUGUCUCGCUUGCAGGAACGUCAGCGGCUCCUGUUGGAAGAGGCAUUGAUCUUGUCUGGCUUGGAGCAGCGCUCGGCCAGUGAUCCCAUGCUGGUUGUGGACGACACUCCCUGCAAGUCCUUGACGCCCAACGAGAACCCCAGCUCCAUGUCGUCCAUGUUGUCCUGUUUGGCGCUGCCGGCAGCUGCUCCAGCAGCUGCAGUGGUGAGUGCCAACGCAGCCUAUGCUCAGCGGCUGCAAGCGCCAAAGCCGGAGCCUGGAACUGGCACUAGCAGCACUGGCAGCGCAUCGGUGGUGAGAAGCCAAGUGCCCCAUGAGUUGUUUGACCUGGGCUCAUCCUUGUUGGGGCCCAUGGAGGUGGCAAUUCUGUUGCAGAGCGGCCUGGCGGCGGUACCCCAAGGCCGUCAGGUGCAGCAGAACCAACGGAUGCUUUUGGAGAUGAUGGUCUCACAGCCGCCUCUGUUCCUAAAGGGUGUGCUCUAUGAACUUUCCAACAAUGGGUCAGCCAGGGUGCUUGGCAAUCACCUGAUGGCUCUCUUGGACCUCACACAGGAUGCCAUUCGCCCCAACGCACGGCUGGAUGUGGCAGAUCUCUUGACGCAAGCCUUGGGGGUUAGCAUGCCUAGAAGAUCCGACUUCAUGGCAGGUGGCAGCUCUGCCAGCAGAUCUUACCUACUUCUGGUUCAUCGGGCUGCCAAGCAUGUCCUCGAGGAAUGUGGCCCCUAUGUGGCCUUGAAGCAUUGGCUGCAACGUUCGGAAGUUCCUCUCCCUGCCGUGCGUGAUGUGCCCAUGCCUUCAGCGGAGCGUGCCAUUGCUGCCGCCCAGCAUGCUAUUGAGGUUGCAGAUGCUGCUGGUGAUGAAUGGCUGAAGGUGAGGGGCGCCCCUUGGUAUGAUGGCGCCCUGGAAGAUUCAUCACCAGCUGAGCCCAAGGAGGAACAGCUCAGGAACGAGGCCCGAAAGCUGUACACCAUGGCUUUCGAAGCCUGCGCAAUGGCCCUGAAGGGCAGCCAGGAGGUGUUGCAUCAGGAGUGGUUCCAAACCUUUUGGGCGCGGAACUAUGAUGCCCUGACAGUUGUCUCGGUGCUUCAAAAUGUGCAGAUGGAUGUGGACAAAACGAGAAAAUGGGUGGAUGGACAACUGAGACAUGGCACCUCUACCUCCACGGACUACAAGGGUGUGAGGGAGGCUUGCGAUGCCUUGUGGCAGAAAAAUCCAAGGAGUGAGGCAUGUUUGGUGGAUUGUUUGAUUGAGAUCUUGUUCUACGAUCCUGCGGAUCGCCUGAAAUAUCGAAGAGACGCCUUGAUGCAACUGAUCAUAGAGGAACCACCGGGACAUUUGAACUUCACAGUGGUCUCUGCUAUGGGAGUGAUCACCGAGGGCGCGAAGGGCACAGAGAUGGCCGCAACCUACGCUCGCCUGCGUGAGCGACGUGGAGUUGAGGUUGUGCGUGCUGACACUGCCACCCUGCAAUCCGUUGAUUACAAUGCUGCCUGUGUGGAGAAGACGGUGAAAGAGGUUUCUACACCAUGGGGCUGGGUGGGCUACAGCCAGGGCUGCGCCAAUGCUUUCAGGGCAGAGUCAAUGAUGUUGCAGGGCACCCCGGAGCAGCAACGGCUGAUGAGCACCUUCCGCUGCCGGCAGCUGCUCUUCUCGGCCGCCAACGGCUCGGCCCACGCCACCUGUGGCGACUGGAAGCUGCUGAGGGCUUUGGUGGACGGGGAGCGCUUCCUGAAGCGCUUUCAGGCCAGCAUGUCUGCUGCGACCCAAAACCUGGCUUUGGACUUGCUUCAGAAUGCGCUCUCCUCACGACUUGCCUAUGCAGUGCUGGGAAGCGUUCAAUCCCUCACCCAUGAGGGCGCAAGAACCAUGUGGCGUGAUGGCCAGCAUGCCCAUGCACCCUCCACCUCGAUGAGGGGGGUCGUGGAGUCGCAUACCCUGCCUGAAUGCCUCAUGUUUGUGUCCAACAUUAUCCUCCAGCAGAUGGAUUACAGCCAGCGGCAAGACACCCAAGUGGCUGUCGAAGAAGCCGUGGCAUACCCCACUAGCAUCCGCAAUGCCAAUGCAGAGCUGCUGAAGCGGGUUGACAUGCGCAGUGCCAUUCAGCGAACACACCAUUGGUCACCUCUUCAUGAAGAGGUGCUUUUCCUGACAACCUCUGGCGAUGAUCCGCUGGCCAUGUUCGACACGCCCAAAGAUCGCCAUGUGUUUCCAUGGCUGGAAGUGAAUACUCGGUUCGGAGUCAUUCAACGCAAGGAUGAGUGCAGCUAAGACAUGCUAAGACCAUCGAAGGGAUCCAAAGUAAUUUUUCCAUUCAAAUUUGAGCAGUGCCCAAAAAGCAACCAGGGCUACAAGCUUCGGUACGUG
Cladocopium goreaui is the source of this 5577-nucleotide messenger RNA. Lineage: Eukaryota; Dinophyceae; Suessiales; Symbiodiniaceae. The record is from the annotation of a GenBank genome assembly.